This is a messenger RNA of Pyrenophora tritici-repentis Pt-1C-BFP, 1144 nucleotides long. The record is from RefSeq and is a predicted model, not a curated record. NCBI's taxonomy places the organism in Eukaryota, Fungi, Ascomycota, Dothideomycetes, Pleosporales, Pleosporaceae.
AUGUCCGACCCCAGCGAUCGCAAAUCCUCGCAGCAGGAUUCUUCUCAGCAGCUCAACUACAUUGAUGAUAGCUCUCAGAAAGUGCUGAGCUUCCAGAAUCCGAAUUCGCGGCGUUAUGCUGUUCAUGACGAAAAUGGAGAUGCAACUGGUACCGAGUGGGAGUGGUGGAGUCGCGAGAAUCGUAAGGCCUGGUGGGAUGUCUCUUGGUGGAUCGGCAUUCUCUUUUCCUUCGGCUCUAUGUGUUCCGUUACAGCCGGCGUCUUGCAAUGGCUUCCAAUCGCAUACCCAUCCAUGACAUUCGUCAUCGACCCAUCCAUUAUUGCAGGUGUGAUAGCCUUCAUCCGCGGGAUAGUCUUUCUGUUGGGCGGCAUGCUUCUUGUAGUCGAAGCAGUAAACGCAAACCAAAGCGACUGUUUCGGCUGGGCUUUGAAAGAGGCUUUGAACUCGGAUCAUGAGAACAUCAAAUUUCCUUCUCGGGACGAAGAGCAGAGCACUGGUAGCGGUAUUCAGGCCCGGGAUACUAGGUCAGGUUUUCAGCCCGAUCGCCGAAACUGUACACACAUACACAACCCCGACCGCGUUAAGUACGAGAUCAUGCACACCAAACAUUUCAAAGUCGAAGCCCGGCCAAUGCCUGAAUCCGCGCAAGCGUGGAAAUGGUGGCCCACAUGGCAGGAUGUGCGCGUACAUUACCGUCGCGAAAUCGGCUUCAACGCAAACCUCAUCCUCUUUAUCGGUACGGCCAUUUUCUGGGUCACAAAUCUUCUCACUCUGCCGGGGGUAUAUCAAAGGCUUCCCAGAGGUGUGAUGUACGGGCUCUAUUAUCCUUCUUUCCUCCUAGGAGCCAUCAGUUUCUUGCUGUCAUCAAUACUGUACAUACUAGAAGUCCAGCGCCGAUGGUGGAAGCCCGCGCCCCAUAUGGUGGGGUGGUGGGUUGGUAUGGCGAACCUGGUCGGUAGUGUGGGAUGGAUAUGGAGUGCUUGUCUGGGGUAUUGCGAUGGGAACUGGUGUCAGUACCAGAGUGUUCUGGCUUUGGUCUGGGCACCGGCAGUCUACCUCAUGGGCAGUUUAUUGUUGGUCUACGAGGCUGUGGAGAAAUGGCCAGUCCAUGUCGAUGGGUAGAGAAGAAAGUUUGUCAGUACAA